Prunus armeniaca (apricot) is the source of this 210-nucleotide messenger RNA. NCBI's taxonomy places the organism in Eukaryota, Viridiplantae, Streptophyta, Magnoliopsida, Rosales, Rosaceae. The record is from the annotation of a GenBank genome assembly.
AUGGCGGAUUGGGGGCCGGUGGUGAUAGCAGUGGUGCUGUUCGUGCUGCUAAGUCCAGGGCUGUUGUUCCAGCUGCCUGGGAGGGGAAGAGUGGUGGAGUUCGGGAGCAUGCAUACCAGUGGGAUUUCCAUCCUCGUCCACACCAUCAUCUUCUUUGGCCUCCUCACCAUCUUCCUCAUCGCUGUUGGCGUUCACAUCUACACUGGAUGA